Messenger RNA from Schizophyllum commune H4-8, 785 nucleotides. RefSeq lists its product as uncharacterized. NCBI's taxonomy places the organism in Eukaryota, Fungi, Basidiomycota, Agaricomycetes, Agaricales, Schizophyllaceae. The record is from RefSeq and is a predicted model, not a curated record. The transcript has a single exon. Bases 269 to 685 code for a protein of 138 amino acids.
GCGCUGUGGCUCGUCUUCGACCGAAUUCUCGGUUGCGCAUCGUACCUGGGUGAGCGGUGAGCAUAGGGCAUACUGAUGCAUAUGGUCGGGGCAAGGUACACCCCGAGGCGGGAAUCGACGCGAUUGUGGCAUGGUCAGGGCCUUGUCGUGCGUCGGCGUCUUUCAUGCUUUUCCCUGAUCAUUUGGGUCGCGUUACUGACUUUCUCGUGACUUCAGGGCAUGCGAUUUAGUACACACGCUAGGGGAAACUCGCUCGGAGAGGGCGCGCAUGGGCAUACCGAUCAAGAUCAGGUCAGGAUGGACGCCCAUGACAGCGGCGUCGAGGGCAUCAUCGGAGGAAGGGGAAUUCCGCCAUAUAUCACGAGGUGUGCAGAUCCUGCAUCUAUCGACUAACAUGAGUGGUAGGCCAAGUAUCACCCGUCUUGAGAGGUCAACGGCGGUUCCGCGUGCUGCCAAUGCCGUAGGUCCAACACCAGCUUGUCGAACCAAUCUCGUUCGCCCUUCCCCCUAUUCGCCCACUCCCUAUUCCUCGUGGAAUCGUACUACAUCGUCACUUCGCAACCAUGUCUUAGACAUUCAGCUCAAUGCUGACGACCAGCUCUGCCCCCCGAGAAGCCCGAGGCCCUCGUCCGAGGAACCCGAGCGCUUUUCCGCGGAUCUGAACACUAACCCUAUUCGAGGAUAGACUUUGCUUCCGCAUCGGGUAACCAAGGCGGUAGAUCCGCGUCAUCGAAGGCCACCGAGACGCUCGAUACGGCCACGAAGGCAAGACAUGGGUGGUGCUC